AUGUAUUUGUCAAGAUUCCUGUCACUUCACGCCCUCUGGGUUACUGUAUCCUCUGUGAUGCAGCACUACCCUUCCGUGUGGGGACACUAUGACGUGUGUAAGACUCAGAUUUAUACAGAAGAAGGGAAAGUAUGGGAUUACAUGGCCUGCCAGCCAGAAGCCAGAGACAUGAUCAAAUACGUAAAAGUGACUCUAGAUCCCCCGGACAUAACAUGUGGAGAUCCUCCUGAGACUUUCUGUGCAAUGGGGAAUCCCUACAUGUGCAAUAAUGAAUGUGAUGCGAGUACCCAAGAACUGGCUCAUCCUCCAGAACUGAUGUUCGACCUCGAAGGAAGACAUCCCUCCACAUUUUGGCAGUCCACGACUUGGAAGGAUUAUCCAAAGCCUCUUCAUGUGAAUAUUACGCUCUCUUGGAACAAAACCAUUGAGCUUACAGAUAACAUAGUUAUCACUUUUGAAUCUGGCCGUCCAGACCAAAUGAUUCUGGAGAAAUCACUCGACUAUGGACGAACAUGGCAGCCCUACCAAUACUACGCCACGGACUGCUUAGAUGCUUUCCACAUGGAUCCAAAAUCAGUGAGGGAUUUAUCACAGCACACAGUCCUAGAAAUUAUUUGCACAGAGGAAUACUCUACUGGGUACAUGACAAAUAGUAAAAUAAUCCACUUUGAAAUCAAAGAUAGAUUUGCUUUUUUUGCUGGACCUCGGCUUCAUAACAUGGCUUCUCUUUAUGGCCAGCUUGACACAACCAAGAAGUUAAGAGAUUUCUUUACUAUCACGGAUCUGAGGAUAAGACUGCUUAGGCCAGCAACUGGAGAAAUAUACGUAGAUGAGCAACACCUGGCACGCUACUUUUAUGCAAUUUCAGACAUAAGGGUAUACGGAAGGUAAGAGAAUAUAUACCUUUAG
Molecule: messenger RNA, 909 nt
Organism: Cariama cristata (Red-legged seriema)
Lineage: Eukaryota; Metazoa; Chordata; Aves; Cariamiformes; Cariamidae
Gene: NTNG1
Product: netrin G1
Exons: 2
Molecular function (GO): cell-cell adhesion mediator activity
Source: RefSeq, a predicted model, not a curated record